GCCGCGCCUCGCUGCUGCUCCUCAGUGUGAGGGGGGUGCGGCGCGGUGCGAGCUUGUUCGCGGCAUUCUUGCUUCGCAGCGAAGGGACUGAGCCGAAGAGGGAAGCCUCCGUCGCUGCAGGGCAGUAGCGACUUGAGUUGGGCUGUUUUAGAGUUAUAAGUUACGUUUAGCAUCCUCUAGGCUCGGAGGCUGCGGGUCAGCAGGCAGUGUGCUGGGUUAGAAGCCUCCGGCCUUCAUUGCGCUGCCCUCAGAGCCUUGCGUUCUUCUGAACACCCUUGUGUUCUGCUUCCCAGAGCCGUGGCCUUGUCUGUGAAGGGAAUGUUCUGGGGACCUGGCUUUGCGGCCUGCUGCUGGGGUUGGGGAGGACGGGGCCCUCUGAGCCAUGUGGCUCUCUGGGGUUUGCUGUUUGAAAAUGGGAAUCAGGAGACCACGGUGGGAUGUAUUCAACUGGAAGUGUGUGUAAAUCAGAGGGAAUGCCUCUCUGGUGUUAUGUGAUACACAGGAGGAGGUUUUCAUGUGUAAGUUGAGACUGUUUUAGGGUUUGUAGAACAUAAAGAUUGUGGAGACUGUCAGUUCCACAAUGCACCCAGGUAUGGGAAUUCCUGAUUUAAGUGUGUUUUCUCACCCAACUACUGCCAAGUGUAAGAUACUGCCCUGGCACACUGCAUUCCCCACACACUCAGCUGGAAUCUGUUACCGGGUCAUGGCCUGCUUCAGCUGGGCUGACCCAAGGAAAUGUUCUCUGAGAAUAAUCCUGGCUAUUAGGUGCACAGGGACUUCUAAUUCCUUCCUCCUACUCCAGUGCUGCCAAGCGGAAGAGCUGCUGUGGUGCUAACUUGCUGCUCUUGCUUCUGAGCACAACCUCGGGCCUGGCUGUGGGAUGCUACCAAUGUUGUGAAAUUGCUGAGUUUUUACAGGUUUAAAGGCCAGAUGACCACGGGGCUUUUAUGUUACCAGCUUGCUCAGCAUAACUGGUAAGGAGGUAUUUUUAUCUGCUCUGACAUCUCUGUUGUCACAGUAAUCUGUUCUUCUUUGUUCUUCUGCAGCAUUACUAUGUAUAUCAGUGCUUCAUGUGUGACUGGAGUAAGCUGGAUAGAUGCUUGAAGGACACAGCUUCACCUAGUGACAAGAUGCUGGGCAGUCCUCCUGGAGUGAGUAAAGAAAUGACCGAGGCAGCUGAGACACUGAAUGCAGGGAUCCGUUUUUCAGCGGCGCCAUCGAGCAUCUGCUGAGCUCAGUGGGUGGCAGACAGGGGAGCACAGCCCGGCUGCGGAACUCAGGGAAGAGGUGAUCUGAGGCCAAGUUUUGCCUUCUGAAUUAGCAAAAGCAAGGAAAUGGGGCCAGCUGUGAAUGAAGUUUCUCUCGUGCAACUGCCCCGUGCUGAACUGACAUACCUAGAGAGUCAGGAAGGAGGCCAGACCCUUCCAGAGAAGAUGGGCAGCAGAUCUCAAUGUUCUUAUCAAUGAGAUGCAAGUUCUUAAACUACGAAGGAGAUACCCUGUUCUACAAUUUGUAAGUGAAGAGAGAAGACAGGGAAAACAAAUGUGCCUGCAUGGUGAGAUGAUCCCAGAGGAAGACAAUGAUAAAUAGCUAGGCAGCUCUGCCCCUGGAUGGUCACCCUGGGAGCAAUAAUUCCUUCACUCUGUUUAAAACCUCUUCGGAGUAGACACGCUUACUGGGUAAGAAGAGAUUGCUAAUGUCUGUGACCAGGAGACCUCUUGAACUGCUACGAAAAGCUCUCUGAUCUGAGGCAGCAGGCAAACAGCUGUGGUCCUGGGAGGUGCAGUACUGACUUAAAGCAGGAGCAGCUCAGAAGCUCAACCUCUAAGGAGCACCUGAAGUCUAUUUAUACUGACCACAAGCACCCAAGCAAAGCAUCAUGACAACGCGCCCAGCAGUGAAAUAUGUCCAGAAAUCUUCCAUCCGAGGAGUUCACAUUACCCAGUUUGUGGAUAAGAUUCCAAAAGGAUGCAGCACUCCUGACUUUGAGCGAAAACCCGUCAGCCUAACAUUGCAGGAAGGUAAAAAUGCCAUAUUCAGAGCUGUGAUCAAGGGUGUCCCCGCCCCUGAGGUGAAAUGGAAACGUGCAAAAGGAGAAAUGAACGAUCCUGCCAAAUAUGUGAUGUUCUACAAUGCAGCUACAAGUGAACACAUCCUGCAGAUAAAUAAAAUCACUGCAGGUGACUCCGAUUUGUACCGUUGCUGUGCUGUAAAUGAAUAUGGGGAAGCUGCAUGCUCUGCUGGCCUCAGGAUCAUACAAGUUGGCUUUAAGAGGAAAGCAAACUAUGUUACUGGCCAUCCUGCUGAAGAAUUGAAAAAGAAUCUUCAGGACCUCAAGAAGACGCUGAAGAAGCGGGCUCCACUACCAAAGGAAAAAGUGAUAGACAGAGAAGCAAUCUUCCAACUGUUACUGCAUGCAGAUAGGAAAGAUUAUGAGAAAAUCUGUAUUAAAUAUGGAAUUUCUGACUUCCGUGGCAUGCUGAGAAAGCUUCAGGAGAUGAAGAGGGACGCAGAGAAUGAACAAGCAAAGUUAGUUCACAGUGUCAAAAACAUGGAACACAUUAAGGUCAACAAGGAUGGAAGUGCUUCGUUUAGCCUGGAGAUGGAACUGAAAAACACUAACAGCAAUGUUUAUCUGCUUAAGGAUGGUGAGAGGGUCCGUUAUGGAACAGGGGAUGAAUACAGAAAGUAUUACCUUAGACGAAUUGGAAAAAGGUAUCAUUUCAUUGUCAACGAUGUGCAUCCAGAAGAUGCAGGCUUGUAUCAAGUCAGAGUGGAGGAUGUGCCUGUUUUCUCAACCGAACUGGACGCUGAAGCCAUCCCUGUGAGAUUUCAGAAGCCGCUCAGAGAUCUGCGUUGUCAUGAGGAGGAAGAUGUUGUCUUUGAGUGUAUCCUGCGCACUCCCUGCUACGAUGCUGUGUGGCUACAUAAAACCCACCCCCUCAAAGCAAGUGAGAAGCACCAGAUCUCUAUAAGCCCCGAUGGUCUGACCCACCAGCUUAUUAUCAAAAAUGCUGUGACCUCUGACAAUGGCUUGUAUACACUCGACACUGGACUCUGCUCCUCAAGGGCUUGGCUUCUUGUAGAGCAUGCCAAAAGGACAAAGAUACAGGAUGAGGAAGGUGAAAAAGAAAAAUCUGACUGGCAGAAGGAAACGUUACCAGAUAAAGACAGGGCUAAGAAGCUUGAACGUGGAGAAUAUCUUGGUGAUGAAGACCAUCCUAUGGAUGCUGGCAUGAAAAGAGAUGGCUGGUACAGAAGUGACCGAGAAGGCAAUCAAGGCUACUCCACUGAUGCUGAUGGAGAAUUUAAAUUUUUGGGAAAAGAAGGGCUGCGCAAAACCGACAGAGAUGGAAAGAUGGGACCCGGGCAGUUUUCUAGAGAAGAGGGAGAUGCAGACUCAAUGAUGGAUGAUGCUAGUAACACUGGAUUAAAAAUGUUAGAAGGCAGAAGUGGAUUGAGGCCUGUACACAGCCUGGAUUCUAUGGCAGGCAGAGCAGAUACUGAUGGUGGAUUAGGAGGAGGAACUAAAUCUUAUUCUGUGGAUGGCAGACAUGAUAGCAUGUUAGAGGCAGUUGAUGUUGACAUGGGUGAUGCAGAAGGUGUGAACUCUUGGCAUGACAAGAAUGCUAAAUUAAGUGAUACUAGUUCUAGAGCUGGCUUUGGUGGUAUCAAGAGUUUAGAUGCUACUGAUGGAAGUUCUGUGUCAGAUGGAAUCAGUCUUGAUUCAGCCAGAGUGGGAGAUGCACGUUCUGUCUAUGGCAAGGAUGGUCUGCCUACUGUAGUUGAUAUAAGUGGAGUCAGUAAAAACAGAGAAGGAGAAAUAGGGUCUCCCUACAGCAAAGACAGUCUGACAGUUGAUGCUGGUGGUCGUGUAGGUCAUGCAGGAAUAUCUGGCUUGCUGUAUGGUCCAGGUGGUCUUCCAGCUGGAGAUGGGGCUAGGACUGGUGCAGAUCAUCUGCCAACUGGGUCAAUUGUUGAUGCUACUGCAGUUAAAGGGGGGGAUCUGUAUGGUAAGCAUGGGCAGGCAAGUGGACCUGGAAAUUGGAUUGGAACUGAUGGAGCAGGAAGAGAAAUGGCACCACCUUAUGGAAAGGAUGGUUUACCAGCAGGAAUGGAAGCUGGCAUUGGUGGUGCUGGUUUGGAAGUUGCUGGGUCUGUAUAUGGAAAGGCUGGCAUUGGUGGUGCUGGUGUAGCUGGUGUAGGGGAAUUUGGCCCAUUAUAUGGAAAAGAUGGUCUCCCAACUGGGGCUGGUAUUGGUGGUGCUGGUGUAGGAGGUCUGGGAGGUGCUGGGUCUCCCUAUGGAAAGGAUGGUCUCCCAGCUGGGGCUGGCAUCGGUGGUGCUGGUGAAGGUGGAUUUGGAGGUGUUGGGUCCCUUUAUGGCAAAGAUGGUCUUCCGGUGGGAAUGGGACCUGGUGCUGCAGGUGUAGCAGGUCUAGGGGGUGUUGGAUCUCCAUAUGGAAAGGAUGGUCUCCCAGCUGGGGCUACCCUUGGUGGUGCUGGUGCAGGGGGUGUUGGGUCUCCACAUGGGAAGGAUGGUCUCCCAGCUGGGGCUGGUGCUGGUCUUGGUGGUGCAGGAGGAGUUGGGUCUCCAUAUGGGAAGGAUGGUCUCCCAGCUGGUGUUGGUGGUGCAGGAGGAGUUGGGUCUCUGUAUGGAAAAGAUGGUCUCCCAGUUGUGGCUGGCCUUGGUGGUGCAGGUUUAGCUGGUGCAGGGGUAGUUGGUUCUCCAUAUGGGAAGGAUGGUCUCCCGGCUGGGGCUGGUGUUGGUGGUGCAGGGUUAGCUGGUGCAGGAGGUGUUGGGUCUCUGUAUGGAAAAGAUGGUCUCCCAAUUGGGGCUGGGGCAGUUGUUGGUGGUGCAGGGUUAGCUGGUGCAGGAGGAGUUGGGUCUCCAUAUGGGAAGGAUGGUCUCCCAGCUGGUGUUGGUGGUGCAGGGUUAGCUGGUGCAGGAGGAGUUGGGUCUCCAUAUGGAAAAGAUGGUCUCUCAGCUGGGGCUGCGUCAGGAGCAGCUCAUUUUCCUUCAGGAGGUGAAGAAGUGACGGGUUCUCACCAUGGUCGGGAUGCUAUGGUGGGCAGAGCUCAAGGAUAUGUAGGUGGAGUAGGAGGAGCUGGCUUAUCCUCAGAAGGUGGGGGUCUUAGUGGCUCUGGCUUACAAGGUGCUGGUUCUGCAUAUGGGUCAGCUGGAUCCAGGACUGGUGAAAUUGGUGCUGGCAGGCUGGGAGGUGAUGGGAGGGAGUUGCACUCAUUCCAUGGUAAAGAAGGUGUGGUAGGUGCUGCUGGAAUGGGUGGUGAAUAUGGGCUGGAUUCACGUGCUGGCAAAUCUGCAUAUGGUGAAGCUGGGAAGGGGACUGCCAGUGAUUCCAGAGGAUCGGAACACAAAGGUUCAUCCCAUGACAAAGAUUCGCUUUCAGGUCGAGGUGAUGCCAGGGCUGAAGACAGAGAUUUAGAACAGUUAGGCUCCCUUUAUGGCAAGGAUUCUGCCUUUGGAGACGCAGGAGGCAAACUCCAUGAUAGAUUGUUUGGUGGGUGGAAGCCAGGUCUUCUCGGUCGAAGUUCACAGGGUUCUGUUCAGAUGUCAGCCCUUUAUGGUGGUCCUUCAAUAAACCAGAGAAAACAGGUACCUAGCCUUGAUAUUACAGCAAGUGAUUUCUUGAAGAAUAGAGAAAGUACCGAAAAGAGAAGACAUUAUCGCCUGGAUGAUCCGAAAGCACCACGCUCUCGUGUCAACAAACAGUUAAUUGAUGUCAGAGUCCUGAAAGGGGAACCAACUGAGCUGUCUUGUGCUGUCAAUAGACAUGACUUAACAGGAACCUGGUUUAAGGAUGGGUUAAAGUUAACAAGCAUGGAUGGAGUCUCUUUGGAAAAGGAAGGUCUAGUCCACAAACUCAUUAUUAGCAAAGUGGAUGAUAUUCAUGCUGGGAAGUACAGGUUUGAAGCUGGAGAUAUAAAAACUGAAGCUUCAAUUUUUGUUGAAGAUCCUCCACAGGUUGACGGGGUUCUCCUAAAAAACUUAAUGAGUGUUCCUACUGUGGCCAAGGCUGGGGAAAAAGUCACGAUCAAGAUCCCUUUUGAGGGCCGGCCUCCAGUCAGAGCAACAUGGCUGAAGGACAAAAUAGAACUGGGAGAUGACUCAAGGAUUCGUGUUGAUAAAACAGACACCUUUACCAUGCUGUCCAUCCCUAAUGCUGAGAGAAAGGACUGUGGGGAUUACAAAGUCAGGCUGAAGAAUGACAGUGGACUCCUGGAUAUUGACCUCAAGGUUGAGGUAGUAGACAAGCCACAGCCACCUGCAGGACCCUUGAAAAUUGUAGGAAGCUCUGCAGAUGAUGUCACCAUUCAGUGGAAUCCUCCAAAGGAUGAUGGGGGCAAACCAGUACAAAACUAUAUUAUUGAGAAACAGCAGGUAGGCAAGAGCGACUGGGUGGCUCUGGGAGAAACCCCCAGGAGCUGUACUACUUUCACUACCAGCAAAGUGGAAGAAGACAUGAGCUACUACUUCAGAGUGAGAGCUGUGAACGCAGAGGGAGCCAGCGAUGCACUGGAAUCAAAUGAGGUGGUGACUAUCAGUAAAGCUUCACCUGGCGCCCCAGAUCCUCCCGAGAUCAUCGGGGUCAGCAAAGACGCCAUCACAAUAUCCUGGAAAACACCUCGGAAAUCUGGCAGCUCCCGAAUUAUGGGAUACAUCGUUCAAAAACGCAAGAAGGGUACCAUGACCUGGCUGCCAGUCAACAGUGCGCCCAUAGCAGACAAGAAGCUGAAAGUAACCAAUCUCAAGAAAGGUCUCCAGUAUGAAUUCCGUGUGGCAGCUGUCAAUGCUUCUGGCAUGGGAGAUGUCAGUGCUCCGUCACAAGCUGUCUUUGCUCGGGAUUCCACAAAACCUCCAGGUCAAGUGAGGGACCUGAAAGUGACCGUCAGUGACAGCACUAGUGUCAUCUUGACGUGGAAUAGACCUGAAGUAAAAGAGGGAAGUGAUGUGAAAGGCUACGAUGUGGAGAUGCGGUCUUCUAACAACCUCAGCUGGACCAAAUGCAACAUUUUUCCUAUAGAGGCAACCACUUACAAAGUUAAAGGCCUGCAAACCAAGGAGACGUACUUCCUACGUGUGAGAGCACUCAAUGACUGUGGCCCAGGAGAAGCCACAGAGCUUGAAGCUUGCAUUGAAGCUGUUCCCCCUGUUGUUUCUCCCAGGCUCAUAAUAGACAAGAGAGUGAAAAAUUUCCUGGUUAUAAAAGCAGGAAAUGCCAUUCGAGUGGAUAUUCCUUUCGAGGCACCUCCAGAUUCCGUGCUGACCUGGUUAAAGGAUGGGGUUCCUCUUCCAAGCCAUGCUAAAAUAAGGACCCAGGAUGGUACCUCCCAGCUGCUGAUUAAAGCAGCCGAGUUCACUGACAGUGGCAUCUAUACCAUUGAGCUCAUGAGUGAGACAGGGAAAAGAGAAGCAUUCAGCUUCCAAGUUCAAGUUACAGAUAUCCCUCAACCACCUGGACCUAUCGAACUGAAAGAGAACGUGCCAAAUAUAGUGACAGUCACCUGGGAGCCAUCAAGAUCUGAGAAAUGGGAAAGUGAUCUCUUCUACACAGUCCUGAAACGCGAAUCACGGAAAGGCUUGUGGCACGUGGUGGGUGACCUGAUCUACACCAACAAAUUCACGUACACCAAAGUGAUCCCGGGCCGGGACUACUACUUCAGGGUCGUGGCAAAAAAUCACUUGGGAUCCAGUCGUCCAUCUGACACCGUGCAGCCUUGGAGAAUUCGGAAACCAAAGGCUGACGUUCAGGUCAGGCCGCAGAGAUACAAGGGGGUCAAUCACAACCAGCCCCCGCGAUUCCUCGUCCCGUUGAAGCCCCACGUGGUGACCACUGGCAGCGAGUGCCGCAUGAGCUGUGCGGUUGGAGGCCAUCCACCUCCAAAAGUCACCUGGUAUAAAGAUGGGAGAGACCUCUCCAAUAACCCUGCCUAUUUUGGCACAAACGACUUCGGGGUCUGCUCCCUGGUGAUCCUUGGUGUUUCGAAGGCUGAUGAAGGAGACUAUACGGCUGAAGCCACCAAUGAAUUGGGCCGUGCUUUCAGCAGAGCCUCCCUCACUAUUAAGGACUCCUGCCUGUAACAGGACCUGCCUACACUCCUGUGUGAAUAAGGUUUUCUCUGGGAGCUGGCCCUGCACAAAGGCUACGUGUCUAUUUUCAGAUGUGCCGUAGAGUCUGAGUGCUUUAUUUUUCAGAUCCAGUAGUUGCAUUUUGAACAGGAUGCUGCAUUGUAGUCAAAACAGUGGGGGAAAAGCUUUAAGAGAAUUGUAUGAUCAUGACUUCCCUCUACGACCUUUAAAAUACAAAUGAGAAGCUUCUGAAACACAGAAGAUGAGAGGAGAAAUAAGUGGCCAAAAUGAGACUUUGCACGGAGAACACAGGUGUGAGACCGUCCUGCCACACCUCUCACUGCUCACGCUGCCACGAGGAUGUUUCUCAACACCAGAUCUCUUGAAGCUGGCCUGUUAUCCUGGGGGGUUUUCUAAUCUGCAGGACUCAUUUUGGAUUCCACCUGACUAUCAGCAGAUGUCCUCACUGCGGUAGAAGCAUCCAUUCCGCUACCAGUAGCAGCUCCAUCAUUUCCCUUUACUUCUAAGUUGAAAGCAGUGUGUCUGCUAGCUUUAUCUGUGUAAGGAGUUCUCAGACAAGGCUAACGUGGGGCAGUGCUGCUGUGAAAAGGGGGUGGAUGAGAACGAAUGGAAAUCUGGAACCAGCUGUGUUUGUGAUCAGUGUUGCUGUAGCAGUCCUAAACUGCCACGUUAGUAUCACCUUUGAAGCGUAGCUGUCCCUACCUCAUGGCAUCCCUAGAGUAUUAUUAUGGCUUAAUGCUAAAAGAGGUUAAAAAUCAUUCAUGUUUGAGCAGAAGUACAAAGGACAAGCAGAGAUCCUCUGCUGUGGCUGGAGGAUUCCAUCACUGAAUGGAGAAUGAGCCUGGAAAGCAAAAACAUCACGGUGAGUGCACCGUGCCUUGGAGCCUUGGCACCACGACAGUUUUCAUGACAGCAUCUCAGAGGACAGGGGAGUCAAGGACCUAAAGCUGCUGGACCCUCAGACAGCCAGUCAAACAUUUAUAUGGGGCUGAAAUGUUUGUUGGUUAUAUUGUGUACAAUACUGUACAGACAUAGGAGCAGCAGGUUAUUAAAUUAAACCAUUGUUCAGUACAGUUCAAA
Messenger RNA from Numida meleagris (helmeted guineafowl), 9190 nucleotides. It is a transcript of the gene IGFN1, whose product is annotated as immunoglobulin-like and fibronectin type III domain containing 1. The transcript is spliced from 29 exons. The coding region runs from base 1880 to 8101 and encodes 2073 amino acids. Gene Ontology annotation, molecular function: protein binding. Lineage: Eukaryota; Metazoa; Chordata; Aves; Galliformes; Numididae. The record is from RefSeq and is a predicted model, not a curated record.